Messenger RNA from Camellia sinensis, 589 nucleotides. The record is from RefSeq and is a predicted model, not a curated record. NCBI's taxonomy places the organism in Eukaryota, Viridiplantae, Streptophyta, Magnoliopsida, Ericales, Theaceae.
UUUUUUCUUUCCAAAACCUCUAAAACGCCAACCUUCUCUCUCUCUCUCUCUCUCUCUCUCCAUAAUCACUGGUUUAUUGUUUUCAUUUUCUCUGUUGAAUUUAGGGCUUUGUUGUGAUUCGAAGGAGCUUCUGAUCGUGUGGAAAAUGGCGUCUCAGGCGCAGGUCGAAAAAAUGGAGGAACGUCAGAACUAUCGGAACCUCUGGCACAUCGAUCUCACCAACUCCAUUGCCGCCGAUCCUGCCUAUUGCUGUUUCUCGGCGCUCUGUGCUCCCUGUGUAUCGUACUUGCUCCGCAAACGAGCUCUUUACGAUGACAUGUCAAGGUACACAUGCUGUGGUGGCUAUAUGCCUUGUAGUGGGAAGUGUGGAGAAAGUAAAUGCCCUGAAUUUUGUCUUUGCACUGAGGUUUUUCUUUGCUUUGCAAAUUCAGUUGCAUCAACACGUUUCAUGUUGCAAGAUGAGUUCAACAUACAGACCACACCGUGUGAUAACUGCAUUAUUGGAUUCAUGCUCUGCCUCCAACAAUUGGCCUGUAUAUUUUCCCUAGUUGCUUGUAUUACCGGCAUUGAUGAACUUCAGAGAUCUUGA